Molecule: messenger RNA, 966 nt
Organism: Rhea pennata
Lineage: Eukaryota; Metazoa; Chordata; Aves; Rheiformes; Rheidae
Gene: PRSS55
Product: serine protease 55
Exons: 5
Coding region: 1-939 (312 amino acids)
Biological process (GO): proteolysis
Molecular function (GO): serine-type endopeptidase activity
Source: RefSeq, a predicted model, not a curated record
AUGUUGUUCCUUACCCUCUGGUUUUUAACUCCUCUGAUCAGCAGCAUCCGUACAGAGUGUGGCCUCAGACCAUCUUACUGGCCUUCUCAGGGGAAUGGAGAAAGGAUCAUAGGAGGGACAGAUGUCGAGGCUGGUGAUUUCCCCUGGCAAGUAAGCAUCCAGAGCAAAGGGAAACAUUUCUGUGGAGGCACCAUCAUCAGCAGCUGGUGGAUUUUAACUGCGGCACAUUGCUUUGUGAAAGAGCUGCCACCAGAUCUUACUGUUGUCCUGGGGGGAGUAGACCUCAGCCACAAGCUGGAAAACAAAAAGCUGGACAGCUUGAUUCUCCAUGAAAACUUUGACAGUGAGAGCAUGGAAAAUGAUAUUGCUUUGAUCCUGCUUGACUCUCCCAUCCAACUCAAUGAACAGAAAAUGCCCAUCUGCUUGCCCUUCAUAAGCGACCUCCACGUAUGGAAAGACUGCUGGGUUGCUGGAUGGGGCACCACACUUGCAGGGAUUUCAGUGUCAGCAUCCCAGGUGCUGCAGAAAGUGGAGAUGAAGCUGAUCAGCAGGGAGCAGUGCUUGGAGUGGAUCCCGCAGCUAGCAGACAACAUGCUGUGUGCUGGCCUUGAGGAAGGAGGAAAAGAUGCCUGCCAGGGGGACAGCGGGGGACCACUGGUUUGCACCCAUGGGAAUACCAUGAAGUGGUUUGCCAUCGGUAUCGUCAGCUGGGGAGAAGGUUGUGGAGAAAAGCAAAGCCCUGGGAUCUACACCGCUGUUUACAGCUACCUUGGCUGGAUCCAGGCAGAGACAGCCAGAGAUGGGAAACCUUUUAUCCCAGAAGGCAUGGAAAAUGCUGCAAAUAACAUUCAAAUUCCUUCCAGUGCUAAGGCGCAGCUGAAGUUUCUUGAGUCUCCUCUCCUUUUGUUUAUCUAUUUUAUAGCAAUUAGAUUACUCUAGAGAAGAUUUUUCAAAACAUAAUAAAAG